GGUGAGGCGGGGCAGCGCGCACUCGCGCGUGCGUGAGCUGGCGCGCGAGAAAGGGCCCGGUCACGCUGAGGCUUGAGCGGCCGUCGCCAUUUUGUAGGGUUCUCUCUGACGCGGGAGCCGCCGCCGCCGUCGCCGCCACCCGGAGGCUCUUGUCAGGAUGGUGAAGCUGUUCAUUGGAAACCUGCCCCGGGAGGCCACAGAGCAGGAGAUCCGCUCACUCUUCGAGCAGUAUGGGAAGGUGCUGGAGUGUGACAUCAUUAAGAACUACGGCUUUGUGCACAUAGAGGACAAGACGGCGGCCGAGGAUGCCAUACGCAACCUGCACCACUACAAGCUGCACGGGGUGAACAUCAACGUGGAAGCCAGCAAGAAUAAGAGCAAAGCUUCAACCAAGUUGCAUGUAGGCAACAUCAGUCCUACUUGUACCAACCAAGAGCUCCGGGCCAAGUUUGAGGAGUAUGGUCCAGUCAUCGAAUGUGACAUCGUGAAAGAUUAUGCCUUUGUACACAUGGAGCGGGCAGAGGAUGCAGUGGAGGCCAUCAGGGGCCUUGACAACACAGAGUUUCAAGGCAAACGAAUGCACGUGCAGUUGUCUACCAGCCGGCUUCGGACUGCCCCUGGGAUGGGAGACCAGAGUGGCUGCUAUCGGUGUGGGAAAGAGGGGCACUGGUCCAAAGAGUGUCCAGUAGAUCGUACGGGUCGUGUGGCGGACUUUACCGAGCAGUAUAACGAACAGUAUGGAGCAGUGCGCACACCUUACACCAUGGGCUACGGGGAAUCCAUGUAUUACAACGAUGCGUAUGGAGCGCUCGACUACUAUAAGCGUUACCGAGUCCGUUCUUACGAGGCAGUGGCAGCAGCAGCAGCAGCUUCCGCGUACAACUACGCAGAGCAGACCAUGUCCCAUCUGCCUCAAGUCCAGAGCACAGCUGUGACCAGUCACCUCAACUCCACUUCUGUUGAUCCCUACGACAGACACCUGUUGCCAAACUCAGGCGCUGCUGCCACCUCAGCUGCUAUGGCUGCUGCCGCUGCCACCACUUCCUCCUAUUAUGGAAGGGACAGGAGCCCCCUGCGUCGUGCUGCAGCUGUGCUCCCCACAGUUGGAGAGGGCUACGGUUAUGGGCCAGAGAGUGAGCUGUCUCAGGCUUCAGCAGCUGCACGGAAUUCUCUGUAUGACAUGGCCCGGUAUGAGCGGGAGCAGUAUGUGGACCGAGCACGGUACUCAGCCUUUUAAAAACUGGAGGUGUGAACCUCAAAUGGACUGAAUAACCUUGAGUUGGUUGCAGUCCCAGGAGCCUGAUGUUAAUGAGGCUGCCAGGAUGAAAUACUCCAGAACUGUUGGGGAUCCAAAUUCGGGUCUCACCCUAGCAGAACUGAUUCAAGAACGUCACAACUUUUGAAGUCGAUUGGCACAGAUCAAGACCAAGAUUUGGCCCUUUGUCUGUAAUAAGUAGAGGAACUUGGUGUGAGUUAACUUUUUUUUUCCCCCAGCCAUUGGUGUCUGGAGUUCCCAUCAUCAGUGGAAGAAUUAGAGAAUUUAGGAUUUCUUCUUUUGAUUUGGUAAGGGAGAUUUGGUCAAUUAAAGGAACUACUGGAAUUAUGGCUCUAAAUCUGUGACAGUAUGAUAUGCAGAUAUGUUGGAGGAUGAAUGAACCACUCCUUGAUACCCUUUGUGAUUGUGAUACCCAUUUCUGAAAAUUUGUUCACUAUGAAAGAUUAAAAAUGAGACAAAUUUAGAAGACUGCAGUUGGCCAUAUUUGAGACCUUGGCAUCUUCUGAUUGUUCUGGAUAAAUUAUGGUUCUUGAUAAUAUCUGUAUGCCCUUUGUUGCAGCGACAGUAGCCUUGUAUCACAGAAGUAGUCUUGCCUAAAAGAUUGGUGAGAAAGUGAGAAAGAUAUGUUUAUCACCAACACAGCAGUCUUCCAGAUAGACUGCUUCUUGUUCUAUAUAUAGCUAAAAGUAAACUCCUAUAUAUAGCCAUAGAAGACUCCUAGGUAAUUAUAUGAGUUGUAAGUUUGAUCCGGUCUGACUUGGAUUUGUUUUGUUCUGUUCUUUUCUUUCCCCCUGGAAUACAGGACGGGACCGGGGCCCUUGUACUCGGAGCCAAGCUGCUCUCCAGGCAUUGUGUAAGCCUCUUGUGUUGUGCUCUCUUUCAGGUAGGAUAAUUGCGGACUGAACCCUCGGGCUGCGGUCAUAUAUGAGAACUUGCUCCGCGCGGUCCCCUUUGCCGGGAUGUUUCCAUUGCUUCAUGUUUCAGUAAACAAAGGAGUUUGUGACCAACUAUGUUUUCUUUCUUAAUUUAAUUCUUCUAAGUUGACUUUUCUUUCCUCCUGAUACUAGUCUCUGUAGCCUUUCACUCUAUUCCUUAUGUUCUCAGCCUCUGAGCAGCCCUAGGUAAGGAUUAUGCUGGCAUCCCCUUUUUCCUGUACAGUGGAAUCCCUCUUAUCUUGCUUUCCUUAGGAGUUGAACCCUUCUCCCUGUCUACCUGCAACAUCUCCUUUCCCUUUAAAAUGACCAUGUAGUGGCAAGCAGCCUUUUACUCUUCUCUGUUAGCUCUGGACUCUAACGUUGAAGCUAAUCUUCUGAAACUGCUAGGACCAUUGGGGUUUUGGUGGUUGUUGUUUUGUUUGUUUUGUUUUUUUAUGUCUGACCUGUGAUCAUGGUACAGCAUUAGCUGAAAUUUAGCCUUGUUUUACUCCACUUUUCCCCCCCUUUUUUUUUUUAAUAUUUUGACAAAUAAACGUUUCUAACACUUAA
Messenger RNA from Lagenorhynchus albirostris (white-beaked dolphin), 2760 nucleotides. Its product is annotated as RNA-binding protein 4B. The record is from RefSeq and is a predicted model, not a curated record. Gene Ontology annotation, cellular component: nuclear speck. Gene Ontology annotation, molecular function: mRNA binding; zinc ion binding. Bases 158 to 1237 code for a protein of 359 amino acids. NCBI's taxonomy places the organism in Eukaryota, Metazoa, Chordata, Mammalia, Artiodactyla, Delphinidae. The transcript has 4 exons. Gene Ontology annotation, biological process: mRNA splicing, via spliceosome.